GUUGCUUGGUGGUGCUGGUAAUAGUGGUAUGUGCUUCGUGGUACAGUCUCAGACUACAGUCAGUGUCACUGUCGCUGAUACACAGUGUCGUGUACUGAUACUCAGUGAUAGGUCUACGUAGACUGCGACUGUCACUGACAGUCUGUGUCACUGACCCGUGAGCGUUCCGUCAGUCGGAAAAUGGCUCUUCCGCAAAAUAACUUGGAAGAGCACUUGGCUAGAUUCAGCAGUUCAACACUGACAUCAGGUGCAACCGCCAGAAACGCUAAGCAAACAAAUGUAUCAGUAACACUUCCAACCAGAAAUUUCACCUUCAAGAAAACAGCUUUGUUGAGUCGACAUCAGUCAAGUACUGUGUCAGCAGGGUUCCAAAAUGGCAGACUCUCUACCUCACCUGCAUCAGCAAGCACAGUUGCGUUCUCCCAGCAAGAUGAGGGGUCAGGCCAGUCUGUACCAGAUCUAUCUCAUUUGUUCUCAGCAGUUUCACAAACGUCUGCUUCGAAACCAACAAACAAUGCAUUUUCACCGAGUGUCAGGAAAUGGCCUCUGAUACGCACCAGCAACAGGCACGGACAGGAAGACAUGUUUAGACCAAAGGCAAACCUGCCUUUUCUCAACAAAGUGCAAGCGGGGAAUGUCAAUUCGCAGUCAGUACACAUCAGAAAGGCACUUGGCAAUGAAACCAACACUCUGCAAACCAGUGCUCACCGAAUGCUGCCUAAGCUAUCCAUGUCACAAAAGACAUCGACAAAAGCAGGACAGAGUAAGCUGACUGCCUUCUUCGCAGGCCCAUCGAGGGAUGUGCAGGAGUCGGCCAUUGUGCAAGGAAGUGGUGAACCGAUGCGAGCUAGCGCUCUUAAACAGGUGCCGCUAGCCAGAGUGCGACCCCAUGUGCUACAGCCUCAACAUCCUCAAAAACACAGGUUUGCCAAGUCAGGAAUGCAGGUAGGAAACCAGCUAUCUGAUAGUGUUAUAGACGACCUCUUCGGUGAUGAUGAUCUCAGUGACUUUGACUGUGACAACAGUUUAAAUGUGAAUAGCUCCACCAGUGCAGCCAAGCACAGCACGGCAAAAUCGCUCGUGAAAAACGUGUCCAGCCCAAUAACUGCGAAGCUACCAAGUCACCAACGUUCCACUUCGUCACUAGUCGAUCUCACUGAGGAAGAUUCCCGUCAUUGUACUGAUGUCGGAAAAGGUCGAACUAGCAAUGCAUGCAUGGAAAAGGAGGAGGAGGAGGAGGAGGAGGAAGAGGAGAUAUUGAAUCGCAGUAGCAGGCGUCGACGUAUCACUCGUAUUUUGAAGAGUGAUGAUGAUGAUACGGACGAGGAUGCCGGUUGCCAUGGAGAUGGCAGUAGUGCAGCCUGGCUGGGUCGUCACUCACAGGGAGCAGAUGGUGAUCAGUUCUUUGCCAGUGACGUCAAUGAAAUAGAGGAUAACCUAAUACCAGAACCACCUCCUUCGCCGCCGAUUGUGGAUGAUGAUGGCAUGAUUUGCGACCUGCCUUCUAGUCCCGAACCGAUCUUUCCUGAUAUCUAUGGCAAUGAUACCAAACCAGCACCCCCUACAACAGUCCGUAGCAACGUGGCCGUCAGAGAGCAUGCGCCGCAGAACGGCGUAGUGGGUGAGAGUCGCGUUUCUUCAUCAUAUGUUGAUGUGAGAGAUGUCGCUGAACACCCACUCCUGUUUGUCGACAUUCUACAGAGCCCCGAGUGCGAGGUGAAGGAACACAUAGAGAAUCUGCGUCUGCUUCACAACACGGCGAUGGAACAGCUGUGUGAUGUCAUUUGCGCUCUGAAGCCCCAUCAUGUCAUGCAACUCCCUGGUUUGGAUAGUAAGAAACUAAUGCAAUGGAUCAAUGCAAGGAGCCAGGUGAAGAAGAAAUGUGACCAGGCUGAGAAGCUGCUGUCUGAGCCAUUGAACACCAGGCUCAAUCUCUGCGCCUCCACGCCCAAGCCCUUUACCACGACAUUCGCCUCUCCGGCUGAGGCGAGACGCACAAAAACCUCUGCUGUCCGAUCGCGCUUUGCGCCCUGCGGGAAUUCUACACUGCCAGCAGGUGGUGAUAGUUUCUAUGAACAUGGUGUGAAGUUGGCACGCUCUAAUUCAUCUGGCGGUGUAGUUGUGACGCCUCCUCCUGCUGCUGCUGCUGGCAGGUUAAGCAGCAUUGGUCUCGGACAUGGAAAGCUGUUUGUGAAUGCCUCGCCAGAAUGCAGCUAUGGUAACACGUUGCCGAAGGAUACUCUUGGCAGGGGGCAACUGCAGAUGCAAAGUCCCGUGGCACAUGUCUCGAAUGAGAUCUAUGACGUGAUCAACGAGGAAAUCUUUGACGAGAAAGAAUACUUUCAACAGCAGCCGUUUGUAUCAUCGCCAGCGAGAAUUUCUCCAUCAACUACACGGGUGCUAUCGAUACCCAAACCAAACACAUCAAGCAAAGAGGGCUCACUGGCUGCUUCACAGAAACAGCCAGACACAGGGGCGAAAUUCCGCGGGAACUUUCGUGACGACGGUUCCAGUGGCCACUUCCAGGGACUUAAGUUCCCGCAUUCCGCAGAACUGCUCAAGGUCUUUCGCAGCGUGUUCGGACUAAAGACGUUCCGCACCAACCAGCUGCAGGCGCUGAACGCAGCCCUACUGGGAGAGGACACUUUCAUCCUCAUGCCCACAGGAGGUGGGAAGAGUCUGUGCUAUCAGCUGCCAUCUCUCGUCACACAGGGUGUCACUAUCGUCGUGUCUCCCCUCCGCUCUCUCAUACAGGACCAGGUGCAGAAGCUGUGCGCACUUGAUGUUCCAGCCACACAUUUGUCCGGCGAAAUGACAGAGAAUCAAUCUGAUGCCAUCUAUAGACAGCUGUCGAUGCGAGAUCCGAUGAUCAAGUGCCUUUAUGUAACACCAGAGAAGCUGUCUGCCAGCACCAAACUACUGUCCACCCUCGCCAACCUCUACCAGCGCCAUCUACUGUCGCGCUUCGUCAUCGACGAGGCCCACUGCGUUAGCAACUGGGGUCAUGACUUCCGACCUGACUACAAGAAGCUGAACCUGCUACGUCAGAAGUUCCCGGGUGUGCCAAUGAUGGCUCUGACAGCGACGGCUACGCCACGCGUGCGACAGGACAUCCUGCACCAGCUAGGAAUGAAGAACCCGAAAUGGUUUAUGCAAAGCUUCAAUCGUCCAAACCUGCAAUAUGAGGUGAGGCCAAAGCAGCCGAAAAAACUGUCCCAAGUCAUCAUCGAACUGAUAAAAACUGAGUUCAAUCGCCAAUCAGGGAUUAUAUACUGUCUCUCUAGGAACGAGUGUGAUAAGAUGGCAGAGGAGCUUGUGAGGGCAGGUGUGAAAGGCAAGGCAUAUCAUGCUGGACUGAGUUCAACUGAGCGCACAAAUGUACAGACACAAUGGAUCAACGAGAAUAGAUGUCAGGUUGUGUGCGCCACAAUAGCGUUCGGCAUGGGUAUUGACAAGCCUGACGUGCGCUAUGUCAUCCACUACUCGCUGCCCAAGUCCAUGGAGGGCUACUACCAGGAGUCAGGCCGAGCCGGCAGGGACGGACUGCCAGCAAGAUGCAUUCUCUACUAUGCGUACUCGGACAUGCACCGCCUACGGCGCAUGGUUGAACGCGAUGCGGACGCCAGCCCGGAGGCGAAGCGUGUGCACAUCGACAACCUGUAUCGCAUCGUGCAGUACUGCGAGAACCUCACCGACUGCCGACGUGCGCAGCAGCUCGAAUACUUCGGCGAGCUGUUCGACCGCAAGCUGUGCAAGGCCAACAUGGUGACGCGCUGCGACAGCUGUCGCGCAGAGGACUCAUACAUGCAGCGGGACAUGACACGAGAAGCCCAGCUAUUGGUGCAGAGUGUGCAGCAGGUGGCGCAGGGAUCGUCACAGGGCAGCUGGAGGAAGAAAUUCACUCUGCUGCACUUUGUAGAGGUGUUUAGAGGUUCGUCUGCGGCGCGAGUGGAGCAGGAGGGCCACCAGCGUCUGCCGGCGUUCGGCGCGGGGCGGCACCUACAGCGCAGCGAUGCUGAGCGGCUCGUCCGCAAGCUGGCUCUCGACGACGUGCUGGGUGAGGAGAUCACGGUCACCGCGCAGGACAUGACCGUCGCCUACGCCCGCGUCGGCCGCAGGGCCGCCGACCUGCUCAACGGCAACCUGAAGGUAAUGUUUCAUGUGAAAGGCACUAAAAAGAAUGCAGUCACGGCAGAGGCAGCGCCGUCUACUGCAGCCGACAAAGCCAAAGCUGAAUUACACAAUGAUUGUUACAAUGAGCUGGUGGUUUGUGCCAGAAACAUAGCUCUCGAGCUGUCAAUGAACUGGAAGAACAUCUAUAAUCCGGAUACUCUGAAGGAGAUGUCACAGCGUCUUCCAGCCGCAGAGGAGGAGAUGAAGGAGGUUACUGGUGUCACGGAUACCAAUUACCGUCGCUACGGUUACCGAUUCCUCGAGAUCACACUGCAGUAUAUGGCCAAGCUGACACUUCUUGAUGAUGACUUCACGGCGGGCACCGGUGAUGACACGUUUGCACCCAACGACUUUGCUUCUCCCUACUUUGAUGGCCCACCCGAGCACUCGAGUGUGUUCACGGGAGGCGGGCGGCAGGGAAGAGGUGGUGGCACUAAAAGGAAGCGGCGAGGUGGUGGUGGAGGUUUCAGGAAAGCCAAGCGACAAAAGGCAGCGACUUCCACGGAGCAGGGCAAUAAGACAAAGUACAACAAACGUCGAGGAGGAAGCGCAAACCACACACCCGUAAAUGGCGAGCGGUCAGGUGGGUGGCUGUCAAAGCAGCAGCCUGGUAGAGGAGCUGCAUCAGGAAGAGUGGCAGCAGCACGUCCUGGUUUGAUGCCGAUGCCUGCGACAAGACGACCGCCAGCCAACGCGCGUCCAUUCCUCAAAAGCCUGAAGGACUUCAUCUGACCACUGGCUAAUACUCGGUCAAUACCUGAGCAGCAUGAAGAACAAUGUCCAAGAGCAUGUCGUAAUGCAACGUGUCUACGAAGUGGAUCUCUGUGAAUCACAAGAAUAUGUAUAUAGGCUUUUUUAUUUGCCAUUUUUUUAAACUGUUUUUACAUUGCAUCGUCUCUAGAAUGUGUAAUAGAUUUAAUUUGUAUUUAUUAGGAUUAUGUUUACAUUGUCAUCUUUUGUCUGUUUGUCAAACUGAAUCGAUGCGUAGUAAUAUUUGAUUAUGAUUGCUUAAA
Molecule: messenger RNA, 5186 nt
Organism: Priapulus caudatus
Lineage: Eukaryota; Metazoa; Priapulida; Priapulimorpha; Priapulimorphida; Priapulidae
Product: Bloom syndrome protein homolog
Exons: 23
Coding region: 181-4905 (1574 amino acids)
Biological process (GO): DNA replication; double-strand break repair via homologous recombination
Cellular component (GO): nucleus; cytoplasm; chromosome
Molecular function (GO): four-way junction helicase activity; nucleic acid binding; 3'-5' DNA helicase activity
Source: RefSeq, a predicted model, not a curated record